Molecule: messenger RNA, 3200 nt
Organism: Ostrea edulis (European flat oyster)
Lineage: Eukaryota; Metazoa; Mollusca; Bivalvia; Ostreida; Ostreidae
Product: nucleolar protein 14-like
Exons: 23
Coding region: 219-2855 (878 amino acids)
Biological process (GO): maturation of SSU-rRNA
Cellular component (GO): small-subunit processome; nucleolus; Noc4p-Nop14p complex
Source: RefSeq, a predicted model, not a curated record
ACUUUCUAAUCAAACUAUCUAAUAAAUACGCAAUGGCGGCGCCCAUAGGUUUCAUGUGCUUGGUUUGUAUCAAAUGGAAAUUUCUCUACUUUUUCCAAGAAUGAACUGAUAUCAUCUCAAACAUAGAAGAGAUUUAAGGAAAUACCAAUACUGACUAUCUGUUAGAUAAGGUACUUUCCAACUGUAUAAUCACUUGACAUCAACAAGAAAGAUCCAAUAUGGCAAAGAAAAAGAAAAACAUCGCUGAUCAAACCAGGAAUAAAAAGAAGGAGUCGGAGAAGAAAAUCAACCCAUUUGAAGUCAAAGUCAAUCGACAGAAACAGAAAGUCAUGGGGCGUAAAAUAUCCAAACAUGAUCGGGGCAUGCCUGGACUGUCAAGGUCAAAAGGAAUCCAGAAAAGAAAAGCAACAUUACUUCAGGAGUAUAAUCAAAGGUUUAAGAACAACAAGUUUAUAGACAAGAGGUUUGGGGAAAAUGACACCUCUCUAAGCAUAGAAGAAAAAAUGAUGAAGAGGUUUGCGAUGGAGAGAGAGCGAGAGAAGACAAACAAAUUCAGUCUGAAUGAUGAUGAUGAUGACCUAACCCAUUUUGGCCAAUCUCUGUCCUCCAUUGAGAAAUUUGAAGAGCCCCAGAUCAGUGAUGAGGAGGAGGAAGACGGUGGAAGGAUUGAUGCUGACAUGGUGGCUAAAGAACAUUUUGGUGGCUUCACAUUAAACAGUAACUAUGAAGAAUUAGGGGGGCAGAAACAGAAAAGUUGGAAAGAAAAAAUGGAGGAAGUGAUUGCCAAGUCCAAGAAGGAAAAGUUUGAGCGUCAGGCGGAAAAGGAGAAGACACGAGAACUUACAGAAAAACUGGACGAGGAAUGGAAGGGUGUGAUGAAGCUUAUGUCUGCCCCAGAGAAGGUGAUACAGGAUACAGACAAGAGUGGCCAUGAAGGAAAAAGUCAAAGUAAAGCAGAUGGCUUUGAUAUAGCAGUGAGAGAACUGAAGUUUGAAAUGAAGGGCAAGGCUACAAAUAGGUUAAAGUCUGAGGAAGAACUGGCAAAAGAAGAGAAAGAAAGACUAGAUAAUUUAGAGGCUGACCGUUUAAGGAGAAUGAAGGGGGUCACAGAGCAGGAGGAAGAAGAGAAGAAAAGGGUUCAUUUCUCAGCUGACGAUCUUAACGAUGAUUUUUCUGUGGAUAGCAGGCAACAUUUCCAUGCUGUGUACAAGGAUGGGAAAAUGUUGAUGGAUGAAGACGAUGAGGAGGAGGAAAGUAAAAGUGAAAAGAUUGACAAUGACAGUGAUGAUGAUGAUGAUGAUGAAGAGAAAGAUGGAAGCGAAGAUGAAGGAGAAGAUGAAAAAGAAGAUGAUGCUGAGGAGGCAGCUGAAGGUUCUGAUGAAGAAUCGGAUGAUGACAGUUACAAAGACAUUGAGUCGGAAGAUGAAGAGGAUUCAGACAGUGAGAAGAAACCUGAUGGAAACAAAACCCAGAAAUCUCUGACUUUGAAUCUUACAGAAAAAAAGAAAAUAAUGGAUGCUGCACGAAAAGAAUUACCUUAUACUUUUCCAGCACCAAAGGACUAUGAAGAAUUGCUGAAUCUGUUACAAGAGCACAAUGAGGAAGACCAGCUGAUCAUUUUGAGAAGACUGAGGAAGUGUCAUCACGUUAGUCUGGCAGAGGGCAACAAACAGAAACUUGAGACUCUGUUUGACUGCCUGGUUCAAUAUUUUGCCGACCUCGCCCUACAGCAGCCUCCACAAUUACAGUUGAUGAACAGCCUUGUCCCACACCUGUUUGAGCUAUCCCAGGGUUCCCCAAUUGCUGCUGCUCAGGUGCUAGUCGAUCAGAUCACUGAAAGGCAGGAGGAAUUCCAAGCCAUUUGUGAAAGAAAAGGAGGAAGAGGUCUCUAUCCAGCCCUUGACACUCUGAUGCUUCUUAAACUUGUGGCCAUACUGUUCCCGACCUCUGACUUCCGCCACGCUGUCACCACGCCAGCAAUUGUAUUCAUCACGCAGAUGCUUGCAGAGACAUCAGUGAAACACGAGAGGGAUGUAGCCGUGGGACUCUUUCUCUGUAGUCUAGUGCUGGAGUAUGUGUCUUUAUCCAAGAGAUAUGUUCCUGAGGCUGUCAACUUCCUGCAUGGAUUACUGUUCUUGGCAUCAAACAAAGAACCCAACAAGUAUGCUUCAGUUAUUCCACCUUUUCGACCAGUAGGGAAAUUCAACGAUCUUCUUGUGGUGACAAAGAAAGCCAAAAAAACUGAGGUGAAGUUGUUAAAGAUGUCAAAGGUGUUGACCAUGGAAAUGGAAAAAGAUGAAUUAAGCAAUGAUGAAUUCAGAUUAUCUGUGAUGAAGGGCUGUGUAACUCUACUGUCUGAGUUUAAUACCCUGUAUCAGGAACUCCCAGCUUACAAAGAAGUCUUCUCUCCAGUCCUAAACAUGCUGGAAAAGUUACCUGUCCACCACUACCCUACAACAUUACAGGUGUUCAUACAGGAUCUUCAGACAGCUUUGAAAGAAACUAGUUCUAAACCCCGAAGACAAGUCAGCAUGCCCCAGAGAAAACCUAAACCAAUGAAAAUGUUCGAACCCAAAAUAGAGGAAGUGUUUGAAGACAGAAAGAAGAAGAAGACAGGAUCGAAGGAGGAGAAUGAAAAGGAAAAAAUGAAGCACAAGUUCAAAAAGGAGCUGAAGGGAGCCAUGAGGGAGAUUCGCAAAGAUACACAGUUCUUGUCACGACAGCAACUAAACGAACAGAUGGAGAGAGAUGCUGAGAGAAAGAGAAAGGUCAAGGACAUUUAUCAAAUGUUGUCAUCACAAGAGGGCGAUUACAAGGCAUCCAAACGAGCCAAAAAGAACCACAAUCCAUUCUAGUGGUUUUCUGGUGUGGGAGACAAAAAGAACCACAAUCCAUUCUAGUGGUUUUCUGGUGCGGGAGACAAUAUUCUGUAUACAGCUGGUCAAAGUGCAGGGAAAAUCUGUUGACAAAGAGCAAGACUGGACAUGCAACUAUCUAUGUGUAUGCGUUUUAUAUGCGUGCUUUUAUUCUGAAAAGUGUCAACACUACCUUGAAAAUGACAAUUCUGUUAUGACAGAUAUCUUAGAAAAAAAUUACCUUGAUGGAAAAUUGUAUGCAUGAUAGAAAAGGUAAAUGAACUUGUUGAGAAUUUAUUGUUAAAAAUAAUAUUCUCUAAAAACAAAUAAAGACAUUGUACACUA